Rhizophagus irregularis DAOM 181602=DAOM 197198 is the source of this 228-nucleotide messenger RNA. NCBI's taxonomy places the organism in Eukaryota, Fungi, Glomeromycota, Glomeromycetes, Glomerales, Glomeraceae. The record is from RefSeq and is a predicted model, not a curated record.
AAAGUGGGCAUCAAAACGCUUACCGGUGAACUUAUCGUCAUAGAUCAUCUGGAUUUUUCAGAGACAGUUGAACAACUCAAACUGAGAAUUUAUAAUGCUGGAGGAAUACCUCCAGAUCAACAACGAUUAAUUUUUGAUGGCAAACAACUUGAGGAUGACAGGCGAUUAAGCGAUUAUAGGAUUAUGAAUGAUUCUACAUUGUUUGUGGUACUCAGACUACGAGGAGGC